Molecule: messenger RNA, 872 nt
Organism: Solanum lycopersicum (tomato)
Lineage: Eukaryota; Viridiplantae; Streptophyta; Magnoliopsida; Solanales; Solanaceae
Source: RefSeq, a predicted model, not a curated record
UCUAAAAGCAUUUUCAUUGCCUAAUUGCAUCAUGUUAAAGGAAAAACUCAUGUGAUUAUGUAUUUCUGCUUUACUUGAUUUUCAAAGUUGUGAUUUUUUCACGGCACAUUAGUGCACAAUACGAUAGUUUUUUAAACUAUAGUUUUCUGUUGGAUAUUCUAUUUUCAUGUUAUUAAGUGUGUGAUUUUCACACUGACACACAUGUGUUGUUUGAUAAUAUGUCUCAAAGAACUGAACAAUAUUAUUUUACUUCCUUUGACAUUUUGUUAUGCUCUUUUCUCUCUUCUUUGAUCCAUUUUAUGUCACUUUGUAUCUAUGAAGUACUUUGAGGCAUGUAAAUGUUUAAUUUGUAUUUUAGAAAAGGAGUUUGUGGUUUUAACUUUUAACCCAAGGUUCAAAAUUAAGUUUUUCAUUCAAUAUCUCAUUUUAUAAAUGGACCAAAACUAUCCAAUUCUCCAAAUGCAAACUUUCAAUUUCAAUGGGAAUAAACAGGCCAGGAAUGGAAGUUGCUUUACGGUAUUAUGGGCAAUUCCAUUGCUAGUUGAUCCUCAAAUUCUACUUUAUAUAAGGAAGUGGAAAACUGAGAAGAUCUCCAGAAAAUCAAGAUAUCAUCGAAUGCGAAUAGAUCCUACAUUGUUGUGUCCCUUGAUAACCCAGGAACAACAAAUAGUAAUGUGCAGACACCGAAAAACAGACAUAUGCAAGCAGUUGAAGAAUUUUUGUUUCCAUGGCACAUUGCAUAGUCCAAAACUGUGACACCUUCUUUUCUUCUUCUUUGUUUUGAAUUUUUUUUGGGUGCACAUUGUGUUAUUAAUCAACUGAAACCGCAAGAUGAAUUGAAAUCUGAAAAAUGAUAAACUUUUUUUAAACUA